AUGAGGAAAAUUCCGGACAAGUCAUGGAUAGAUAUCCCUAGGAUUGAACGGUUUCGCGAUCGACGUUAUAGGGAUGGAUGUGAAGCCUUCAUGAAGUAUGCCGAAAUGAACCCAAAUAAUUUAAGUAGCGGUGCAAUGUACUGCCCCUGUUAUAUAUGUAAGAAUAUGAAGCUGAAAAAUAGAGAUGAAAUACGAAGUCACUUAGCAAACUCUGGGUUUUACGCUGAAUAUAAAUAUUGGUCCUACCACGGGGAAGGCUGUACUGAAAUUGAAGUACCAAAUGUGCAUGUUGAUGCCAGUCAUGCUAUUGAUAUAGAUGAUACAGAAAAUUUACAAACUGAAGGUGGACCUAGCCAUACCGAAUACGAUAUUAACAAUGACAGUGAAGAUGAUAUCGUAGAUGAUGUCCAAGAUGCAACUGAGAUUCAAGAUGUUGAUGACCCAGAAGGCUUUGGAGAUGCUCAUAUUCCUGAGGACUUGGAUUGUAUAAUGAAACUACUAGAGGAUAGUGAAGAGGAUCUGUAUGAAGGUUGCACCGAGUACUCCAGAUUUUCAUUUAUGUUGGAGCUCUUGCAUAUUAAGAACCUCAGUGGAAUGGCAAAUACUUAUUUCGAAAUGCUUCUUGAUUUGUUGCGGAAGGUAGUUCCAGGAGGAGAGCGUAGCAUUCCUAAAACAACUUAUGCGGCUAAGCAAAUUGUUUCCGAUUUGGGACUUGAUUACAAUAAGAUUGAUGCGUGUCCCAAUGAUUGUAUUCUCUACUAUAAGGAUAAUAAAGAACUUCAGGAAUGUCCAACAUGUGGAGUAUCUCGAUGGAAACAACGCACCCGCUCUUCAACAAGGCGGACAACAGAGUCAGUGUACAUGCAGAGCAAGAUUCCAGCUAAGGUGCUUCGCCAUUUUCCAUUAGUUUCUAGAUUGCAACGUCUGUAUAUGAACAAAGACACCGCUAAGAGCAUGAGGUGGCACAAAGAGGGUCGUAUAGAAGAUGGUAAGUUGAGACAUCCAGCUGAUGCAGAGGCUUGGAAGCAUAUUGAUAAGACGUUUCCCAAUUUCGCUCAUGAAUGCAGAAAUGUCAGACUUGGGCUUGCUAGCGACGGAUUCAAUCCGUUCGGGGUUAUGAGUUCAGGUUGGUCUACAUGGCCAGUUGUCUUAAUGCCAUAUAAUUUACCCCCACUGCUUUGUAUGAAACAACCGUAUAUGAUACUCUCAUUACUGAUACCAGGUAAGCAUGCACCAGGUAAUGAUAUUGAUGUCUACUUAGAGCCCUUAAUUGAUGAGCUAAAACAGUUAUGGUUGGAAGGUAUGUUGAUAUAUGAUGCACAUGCAAAAGAGUCGUUUAGACUUCGUGCUAUCCUAAUGUAA
Asparagus officinalis (garden asparagus) is the source of this 1362-nucleotide messenger RNA. RefSeq lists its product as uncharacterized. Bases 1 to 1362 code for a protein of 453 amino acids. NCBI's taxonomy places the organism in Eukaryota, Viridiplantae, Streptophyta, Magnoliopsida, Asparagales, Asparagaceae. The transcript has a single exon. The record is from RefSeq and is a predicted model, not a curated record.